GAGAGAAACAGAAUCGGAGAGAAGAGAGAGAGAACCAUAACACCACUUAUAGAGGUACAAAAGAGCUUAGUCUUCCACCAUACAAACUUACUAACUAACAGCAACACCACCAACACCAACUUCUCUACAAAACCACCCACCCCACUCCUCCCUCAUUCCCUCUUCCUUUCUCUCUCUCGCCAUCCCUAUUUCUUCUAUUCUACGAUGGCUAUGGUAAUGGACCAACAGCAACAGCAACAGCAACAGCCACAGCAGCAGCCACAGGUGGUCUACAAGCACUACUGCCGGGUCUGCAAGAAGGGGUUCGGCUGCGGCCGUGCCCUCGGUGGCCACAUGCGAGCCCACGGCAUAAACGACGACACCCUCGGCAGCCAUGCCGACCCCGAUGACGACCCCCCUUCCAGCGAAUGGGAUGACAAGCUCAAUCCCCCCGGUGGCCACAAGCGCAUGUACGCCCUCCGCACCAACCCCAACCGCCUCAAGAGCUGCCGCGUCUGCGAGAACUGCGGCAAGGAGUUCCUCUCCUGGAAGUCCUUCCUCGAGCACGGCAAAUGCAGCGCCGGGGAGGACGCCGGCGACGACUCCCUCGCCUCCUCCCCUCGAUCCGAUGCCGACGCCGACGACCCCGUCCCAGGGUGCGCCGGCUGGUCCAAAGGGAAGCGGUCGCGCCGGGCCAAGGCGGUCGUGCCUCUCUGCCCGUCCAGCGAGGAGGAGGACCUUGCCAAUUGCCUCGUGAUGCUGUCGGCCGCCCGAGUCGACCCGAUGGUCAUCGUCGAGCCAGAGGAGUCGUGCGCCUCCGCCAGCAAGGAAGAAGACCGGCGGCAGCACCCGAUCACGAUCACCGCCACCACCACCGACCGGUCCAAAGCCCCCGCGCCGCCGUCCCCGGCCGUGCCGAGAGGAAUGUUCGAGUGCAAGGCUUGCAAGAAGGUCUUCACCUCUCACCAGGCCCUCGGCGGCCACCGGGCCAGCCACAAGAAGGUCAAGGGCUGCUUCGCAGCCAAGCUCGAUGACCUCGACGAGGUCCCGCCCGACGACGAGGUAAUUAAUCACGAUAACAACAACACCAGCAGCGAGAUGGCGAUGGCGAUCGUGCCGUUCGACAACCCGCCGCUGGCCGUCACGCCGCUGAAGAAGAAGUCGAAGGUGCACGAAUGCUCGAUAUGCCACCGGGUGUUCACGUCGGGGCAGGCGCUUGGUGGGCACAAGAGGUGCCAUUGGAUCACGUCCAAUGCACCGGACGCUGGUGCGGUUGCGAAGCUCCAUCCGUUGCCGCCCGAACAUGCCACGGUGGGUCUCCACCCCCGGUUGACGCUGAGGCCGAUGUUCGAGAGCUCGGACACGCUCGACCUUAACCUCCCGGCCCCAGUGGAUCAGGAGGACCUGGCUGCUGUCCGCAAGGAGGUCGUGAGCCCGUUGCUGCUCGAUAUGCCGGCGGCGCUAUAUCUAAAGCCAUGGAUUGGUCAGAGCAACACCAACAUGGACAAGAACAAAGCCAGUUCUAGCAGUAACAACAACAUCAACAACAACAACGUGAACAGCAGCAGGGAUCACAAUGAUGAGGCAAUUACUAAUGGGAGUGUGGAUGAGGAGGCGGACAGCAAGGUCAAGCUAGCGAAGCUGAGUGACCUCAAGGACAUCAACAUGGGAAGGGAGAGCUCCCCUUGGUUGCAGGUGGGGAUUGGGUCAUCUACCAAUGAGGACAGUGAACCAUGAGGAAAAGGAGGGAAAUCUAAUUCCAUUCUGAGGAACUGUAUGUUGUACAAGGUGACUGUAAUUACAAGCCCAACUCAUUGGAAUUUUUUGAUUUUUUGGGUUUUUUCCCCUCUGUUUAAAUAUCAUGUAAUUAUUUUUUUUUAAACAAUUUUCUUUUGUGAUUAAGGGUGGCCAAUCUCUUAAGGCCAGAUGAUCAACUGAUCGGGCAACAGUUUUAAAUAAAGAAUAAUUCUUUUUACCC
Elaeis guineensis (African oil palm) is the source of this 1957-nucleotide messenger RNA. RefSeq lists its product as uncharacterized. The record is from RefSeq and is a predicted model, not a curated record. NCBI's taxonomy places the organism in Eukaryota, Viridiplantae, Streptophyta, Magnoliopsida, Arecales, Arecaceae.